This is a messenger RNA of Thelazia callipaeda (thelaziosis nematode), 1862 nucleotides long. The record is from the annotation of a GenBank genome assembly. Lineage: Eukaryota; Metazoa; Nematoda; Chromadorea; Rhabditida; Thelaziidae.
GAUUGGAUGAAAUGGCAGAGGAUUCAGCUCACUGUAGUCUUACCUUAGAUGAAGCAUUUAGUUUCAUUUUCUACAAUUCUCCUGGUGAACCUGUAACUCCUUAUCGGCUCGCCAUCUACCUACUCAUUCGAGUUCUGGACUCAUCGCAUCGGCAGAAUCCGUUCACUCCUAAGGAACAUUAUGAACUUGCAAAACUAGUUCAUUCCCUUUUAAACUCUGUUAAUUUGAGUUUUCCAGAAAUGGUUGACAGAGUAAUGACUCCAUUAAAGGAUAUUUCAGUUCAUCUUUUAUUGGAAUUCAUGACCAAGAUGCAAAAUCAUCGUAGCGUUGUGGAAGUAUUAGUUCGCCGCGAUGAGUUAUUUUAUCAUCCUCGAAAGUCGGAACGUUCAGGGCAGCCAUUUGCUCUGCCAAAAAGUCUUAUUGGUAUUUUUAUUCGUAAGUUAGCUGUUUCACAAGCUUGCCAAAGCCUAACAGAAAUUCAACGAUCACACAAACAAUGGUUAGAUUGGCUAGAUGAUUCGCGUCCAGCUGCACGAAGCGACCUUUUUGGUAAAUACUCCAAAAACAUGACAGAAUCAUCUUCUACGACCCUAGGCGAUCCACAUAUAAUGCCUCUGCUGGAAGACAUAGCGCAUUUGAGAGUUACACCUAUUAAAGACAAAGCUACGAGAAUGAGUGAAGAAUUCUUAAAAGCUUCAAUAUCACCGGUAAGUAAAAAGAAAAAAGACCCCUGCAUCAAAGGCGCUGAGCGAUCUAGACAAAAUCUUUUCAAAUCGGACACACCCUCAUUUUCUGCAGCAUUGUAUGAAGUGCAGAUGUACCCAGGUGCGCAACCACAAUUGACUGAAUUACUUUCUUCUAGUAGAGCUCGAUCUCUUAUCACUCGGCAGUUACAUGCCUUACAUGUUUCACCUGAUGAAGCAAUGGAAACAAAGCAGUUAAAAGCAGCAUGUGAAUUUAUCAAGAAACAUUAUCAAGAUUUACCGCUUGUACAUUUGGUCGAUAUGAUGAAUGCAAUACGUACUCAUAACAUGAUUGGAGCGGGGGAGGCACUUCAGCAGUUUUUUGACUGGACGGCAAUACGCAUUAAUGAAACAGCCAAUAUAAAUCGUUCAAUCACUGCUGCUAACCAACGUCCAUUACGGUACGCACCAUUAUUACACGCGCGACUUGCUCGAAUUUUCGGAUACAAAGAUCACGCUCGACAUUUUCUAUCAGAAACAAUGCAUCAAGCUCAAACAAGUCAUGAUGUGUUGUGUUUACGACUUGCUGAAAUUGAACAAGCUGCCUCUGCCAUAGAUGAGGAAGUAAAUUUGACUAGUGAGAAGGAUGCAGCUCAUGACUUAAAAAAACAUUCGGUUCUACCAACACUAUUUACAUCAAUAUCAGUUGGUAGUGCUGAUGCACAAGAAGCAAUAGAUGAGAACGAUGAAACGAAAGUAGAAGGAAGUGAUACAAAAGCUUUCAUCAAGCAGCUUAAUGAUUAUGCUACGCUACAAGCAUGUAUUAGUUUAGCAAAAACAGCCAGUGAUCCAAAAAGUAUGGUGAAAGGUCUUCAGCAAUGUAUUGGUGCUGACUAUGGAAUCGAUCGCGAAUCACAGUCAAGACUCGUGAAUGAAGCUGCUCGAGUAGUUGCAGCUACUGUUAAGCUUGCAAAUGGUUACGCUGAUAUUGCUACUAGUGAUUGCAAUCGAAUAUUAUAUUUCAAUCCUGGUGAUCAGUGGUGUCAACGAUAUGACACUGAGUCUCAUGUCAUUGCUGGAGUUAAUGUUGCAUAUUCAUAUGUUUUGAAUGGGCGGUUUGAUGAGGCUUGUAUGGUUGUCAAAAAGUUAAAGGCACGAUUUACAGAAAAAAAUAACUGG